Molecule: messenger RNA, 2902 nt
Organism: Hyla sarda
Lineage: Eukaryota; Metazoa; Chordata; Amphibia; Anura; Hylidae
Gene: POU4F2
Product: POU class 4 homeobox 2
Exons: 2
Coding region: 573-1733 (386 amino acids)
Biological process (GO): regulation of transcription by RNA polymerase II
Molecular function (GO): RNA polymerase II cis-regulatory region sequence-specific DNA binding; DNA-binding transcription factor activity, RNA polymerase II-specific
Source: RefSeq, a predicted model, not a curated record
CAGGAGCACCAGCAUCAGGAGCAGCAUCCGCCUCAGAGAAAGCAGAGUGGUUCCCCACAGGGAGAGCUGGAAACAGUGACAGGGGAAGAGUUGGAGGAGCAGCGCAGAGUUCUGCAGGAUGAUGGAGACAAAGGGUACAUGGCAUAGCAUCUUAGUAAGGGCAGGGUGAGGGGGCAGAGCACUAUUGGCCUGGGACACAUGGAUGCACCCCUCUUGGUACCUGGUUCCCUUCUUCAGGUCCAGGGCUUGGAGAGCGGUGACUAGGAAGAGGCUGAGCUGCUCCUUAGUAGUCAGGACUAUCAAAGAUUUAUAGCAGGAGAGAGGGAGACCCUUGAUGGGAGGAGUAAUAGUGGCAGAAGAGAAAGGAAAAUAUUAGAUCUUGUAUUUACUCUCAGGGGGGGGGAGGAGGGUAGAGAAAGCCACGUUCCUCACAGGGACAUUCUCAGAGACAAGUGCGGAGUGAGAGGAGUGGAGGAAGCCUGGGCUUUGAGGAGCCACCAUCACCAUCAUCCCAGGCUGAGGCUGCUGUCACUAGAUCUAGGGGUGCCUGCGCCCCUCCACCACAGCUCACCAUGAUGAUGAUGUCUCUGAACAGCAAGCAGCCCUUCAGCAUGGCCCACAGCAGCAGCCUCCAGGAUGAGCCCAAAUACUCUCUGCACUCCUCCUCCCCACACUCAUCCUCGUCGGCCACCAGCUCCCCCAGUAUAACCAGUGUGAGGACCAGCUCGGGGGGUGCUGGAGGAGGCGGUGGCGGCUCGGAGGCGAUGAGAAGAGCCUGUCUCCCUACCCCACCGAGCAAUAUAUUCGGAGGUCUGGAUGAGAGUUUGCUGGCCCGUGCUGAAGCUCUGGCAGCUGUGGAUAUAGUAUCUCAGUGCAAGAGCCAUAACCACCACCACCACCACACUCCUCACCACAGUCCCUUCAAGCCGGACGCUACCUACCACACUAUGAACACUAUCCCAUGCACGUCUGCCUCCUCGUCUUCUUCAGUCCCCAUCUCCCAUCCUUCUGGAGUGGCUGGCUCCCACCAUCACCACCACCACCACCACCAUCACCACCACCAGCCCCUGGAAGGAGAACUUCUAGACCACAUUACCCCAGGGCUGACAUUGGGGGCCAUAACAGGACCUGAUGGCUCCGUGGUGUCCACUCCAGCUCACCCUCACAUGUCAAGCAUGAAUCCCAUGCACCAGGCGGCACUCAGCAUGGCACAUGCCCACGGGCUGCCAUCCCACAUGGGAUGCAUGAGCGAUGUCGACGCCGAUCCGAGGGACUUGGAAGCCUUUGCUGAGAGGUUCAAGCAGAGGAGGAUCAAACUCGGGGUUACCCAAGCAGAUGUGGGGGCUGCCCUUGCCAACUUGAAGAUCCCCGGGGUGGGCUCUCUCAGUCAGAGCACCAUCUGUAGGUUCGAGUCCCUCACCCUGUCCCACAACAACAUGAUCGCCCUCAAGCCCAUCCUGCAAGCCUGGCUGGAGGAGGCCGAGAAGUCUCACCGGGAGAAGCUCACCAAGCCCGAACUCUUCAAUGGGGCCGAAAAGAAGAGGAAACGCACCUCCAUAGCUGCCCCGGAGAAGAGAUCUCUGGAAGCCUACUUCGCCAUCCAGCCCAGACCUUCUUCGGAAAAAAUCGCAGCGAUCGCCGAGAAACUGGACCUGAAAAAGAACGUGGUCCGGGUCUGGUUCUGUAACCAGAGGCAGAAACAGAAACGAAUGAAAUACUCUGCCGGGAUAUAGACUAAAGCGGGGAUUUUUAUAAUGGACACCCAGAGUUUUUAUUCCUUAGAAUCUAUCUGUAUAUAGACCCCCAGGAUCAUCCCUCCUUCCUAAUCCCUCCUGUAGGUCACUAGUGUCCUGCUGACCCCAGAUCUACAGUCAGUGGUAAUGGACCAGGACUGCACAAGUAAGACACGUUUUUCUUAUUUGCCCGAUUAAUCGCGACUAUUUGUAAGACAAUGCGGAUCCCGGGAAAAAAGAGACUGAUGCUGGGGACCCGAUUGCCGCCAAACCAUUUCUAUCGAGUCCAGUGUUAACUAAUAUAUCAGAUAUAAAUAUAUAUAUAUAAAUAUACAGUACAUAUAUUUUUAAUGUGAUGAUGAGUAUAUUUGUCCCCUGUUGUGACUCUGGUCUAGAUAACAUCACCCUGAUGUAUUUGUCACGAUUUUUAUUACUAUUAUUUCGUUUACAGCCUAUGGGGAUUUGUCGUUUACAAGUUGAUUUGCUGCUUCUGAAUCUGUUUCACACAAGUUAGAUGCACAGAUAACACAGGUUUUACAUCCAAAGCAACAAAUACAGUGAAAUUCAUAGACAUCUGUAGAUUUCCAUAGCCAGGGCCUACAGUCCUUUAUACUGAGCAGAUUCUGGCCUCUUGGGUGCUGGAGCCUUCUGCCUCAAUUCUUUCCAUAUUUAAUGGGGAUCCCCAAUAAUGCAAUACCAUUAUUGGGUCUACAUAGCCUGAAGAACCUGCAUUGAUACAAUCCACUCCAUGAGGUAGACACGUAUUGCUGGGGGGCCCAAUGUACAAGCAUAGUGUAAAUAGUUUCGUUGAACACACAUAAAACACCUAUAAAUAUAUUCUAACCGGUUCUUGCUGUAUUGAUUCCAGGUUGUCUGUCCUGUAAAAGACUGGAUUGACUUGUUUUGCUAUUGACGCUUUUAUUUAUUUCUUAUGGUAAUGUAUUAAGUUAUUCCAAAUGUUAAUUUGUCUUUGAUUAAAAACAAAAAAGAGAGAGAGAAAGAGAGAAAAAAAAAAACUUUGACAGUUGUUUGUAAAGAAAUUUUAUUUAAAAGAACAAAAAAAAAAAUUUAAAAAAAAAAAGUUUGUCUGGACUUGUGUGAAACUUCCAGCAUACUCUAUCAAUGGUAAUAAAAAGAUGUAAAUAUCAGAGCUCUGGUUUUGGAACUCU